Molecule: messenger RNA, 1993 nt
Organism: Lactuca virosa
Lineage: Eukaryota; Viridiplantae; Streptophyta; Magnoliopsida; Asterales; Asteraceae
Source: the annotation of a GenBank genome assembly
AUGCAAUCCAGUAGUGAGUCAGCAGCACAGCAUACAGAGAAAUUGAAUUCAAAUUCCGGAGUGGUUGUUCGUCUUCCCCCGUUGAGGGAGUAUAUAUUAAAACCAGUCCACAUGGCAUGAGAGCGUCGGUGUGAGAGAAGUGUGUGUAUUUGUGUGUGAAAGGAAUCAAAUCCAAACCGCUUAUCUGGUUCACGAAUAUCGCGUGUUCUUCCAUCGCGUCUCAAUCUGUCAUUACUCGACAAAAAUUAAGAUUUGUACCAAAUCGAACAAUCUCACUCAGAUUCGCUGAAAAUCUCCAGCUUGUUCAGAAAUAAGAUGGCUGCGUCUGUUCAGUGUAGAGAAGAGGAGAUGAGCUGUGGAGAGACUAAGGAGAAGGGUGAUGAUCUGUCGUUGUUCGUCGAUUUCAAUGGAGCAAAUCUGAAUAUCGAUCUUCAUAAGAAAUCGAAUCAGUUUCAAGAAUUAUUCAACUCUGAAUCUGACAACCCAAUGAUGCCAGAAACAAGAUCAACAAUAAUACAUGUCCAUCAUCCUGCUGCUGUUGAUUUAUUGAAUUCUGAAAACAACGCCUCCGACUACGAUUGGCUUCUUUCUCCACCACGUAACUCAGUACCUUCGUUAGAAAUGGAAGAACAGAAAACUCUUACUAGUCAACAUCUGAUAUCUAAUGGUCAAUCUACUUCUCCAAAGUCCAGACUAGAAAAUCCCCCUUUAGAUACUACUUCAACAACUAAAGUAAAAGUAGCAUCCAAACUUCCAUCAUCCUCCAUAAAAUCUUCCAAUGCCACCAUUAGAAGACCUUCACCAUCAAGAAAACCUCCCUCAACAGUUUCAAGAUCCUCCACUCCAACAACAAAACCAUCAAGAUCCUCCACUCCAACACCACGGCCCACCAUUCCCGCCAUUAAACCACCACCUCCUUCAAAACGGUCCACCACUCCAACUGCCCGUUCUUCUACCCCAACUGCCCGUUCGUCUACCCCAACUGCCCGACCCUCCAUACUUCCACGAUCUUCAACCCCAACUACCCGCCCUUCCAUUCCUGCUACUUCCAAGUCAUCAUCAACAUUGAGAUCUUCAACGCCAACUCAGCGACCCACCAACUCAUCGGUCAACAAAACCCGGUCAACCUCGGUCACAAAAGCGCGUGAUCCACCUCCUCCAAGCAUAAAGAAAUCUUUGCCCGAAAGGCCGGCUUCAGCAUCGAGAGGAAGACCGGGUUUAACCGAAACUAAUGUGAAACAAAUUCCAAAAAGGGCAUCUUUGUCUCCUUUAAGAGGACCGGUUUCUAAUGGUGGGAAAACUGGGGGAAUGAAGAAUCGAGGGUAUUCGAAUGGAAAUGAUGAGGUCAACCCGGUUUUGAUGGGGACUAAGAUGGUUGAAAGGGUUGUAAACAUGAGAAAGCUUGCUCCACCGAGGGAAGAUCGUGUUGUUAAUCAGAAUAAUACGUGCGGGAAGUUGUCUGUGUCGCAAGAUAACGCGGGGUUUGGGAGAACAUUGUCGAAGAAAUCGUUUGAUAUGGCAUUGAGACAUUUGGAUAUUAGGCGAAGCAUGCCAGGUAAUAUGCGUGCAAUGAUCACGAAAAUUCCUGCUUCUUCGGUUUAUAGUGUGAGAUCCGAGUCAGUGAAAAACCACACCAUUAGUGCUUCAGACUCUCCUCUUGCUACAAGCAGCAGUGCUAGCUCUGACCAUAGCAUUGGCAAUAAUCAGAGUUUUGUUGAUGGUGAAAUUACCAACAAAAUUAGUAUGGGAUUUGAGAAUGGACAUUAGAAACAGAUGUGGACUUUUGUUAUUGUUUAAGAGAUGCAAUUGGAUUUAUCUUUUUCAAGAAUCCAUUUGCAGUAGGUGGUUUGAAUUCAUUGCCGAUUUGAAGAAAAGUUGAAAGAAACUUGGGUUUGUGCUUUGUGGUGACUAGAAAGGGUUAAAAGUUCAUGCAGCAAUGAACUAGUCUUUGUAACAUAUGCUUCUCAUUUCCUACCAUUCAUUUUAAGUGGUU